Molecule: messenger RNA, 1119 nt
Organism: Pelagomonas calceolata
Lineage: Eukaryota; Pelagophyceae; Pelagomonadales; Pelagomonadaceae
Source: the annotation of a GenBank genome assembly
AUGGCGCUGGAGCCGCGGCGCUACGACCGCAUCCUAAACGAGGCGCCGGAUGAUGUUUUGGGCCUUAUUUUUGGCUUCCUCCUCUUCGAGGCGUCGACGGACGACGGCGUGCGCGCCCCGCCGCCUCCAUUGCUGCAGCAGUCACCGGCCGACACCAUGCUCGGACUCACGGAGCACGCGGACCUCGCGAAAUUAAGAGAGAGCGUCGUGGUCGCGUCGAGACUCGCGGUCGUGGCGCAGCGGUGGCGCAAUACUACGAGACGCGCGGGCGCGGUCGCGUCGCUCGUGCUGCGGCACGACAAACUUUGCGAGGCCUUCGACUCGGGCAACGACGCGGCAUUGAUUUCGCUGACGGCGGACUGUCGGCGAGUCUGGUUCCGCGACGAUGGAAGUGGAGCCUUCCGCAAAGGCGUCGAGUUCGAGAAGUGGCUUUGGGGCAAAAUUCUGCCGCUAGCUAGUUACCUCGCGCUGCGGUGCUGCGGGUGUCCGGCUCUGGGUCAACUGGGGUUGCGGACGCUCGUGACCCUGGAUUUGGGCUCGGGCUUCGGCCGCUGCGGUCUGACGGACGUGGGACUCGACUACUUAGGAAGGGCGUGGCGGACGGGCUCGCUUCAUGCGCUGGUCGAGCUCGAUCUCCAACAGUCGCGCGUGUCGACGGCGGGCGUAUGCGCGUUGUGCGCGGACCUCCCAUCCAAUCUAGCGUUGACACGCCUCGACGUGUCGCGGUGCCGCAUCGAUGACGCGGCCUUCGUAGCCAUCUUCCGCGCCGGCUUCAACGCCUUGAAAAUCCUGCACGCGGACGAGAUUCCGCCGCUGACCGAUGCGAUGCUCGAGCCGCUACGCGACGCGGCGUGCUGCCCGGCGCUCGUCGCGUUCUUUUUGCGGGGCAUCAAGCACCACGGCCGCGUCACGGUUCAGGGCGUCGAUGACGUGCUCGUCGCGAGAGGUUUACCACCAAUGGACCGGCGGGGCCCCGGGCUGCCGGGACUCCACGGCGACGAGCUCGAGAUCCUGGGCGCCUUUGCCACCGGGGCGGCGCCGCCACCGCCGUGGGACUCCUCCCCCGAGACACUCGUCGACGGCGCUCCGGAGACUGUGCUGUGGGAUUCUAACUACUAG